Molecule: messenger RNA, 1814 nt
Organism: Plectropomus leopardus (leopard coralgrouper)
Lineage: Eukaryota; Metazoa; Chordata; Actinopteri; Perciformes; Serranidae
Gene: acvr1c
Product: activin A receptor type 1C
Biological process (GO): cellular response to growth factor stimulus; cell surface receptor protein serine/threonine kinase signaling pathway; protein phosphorylation
Cellular component (GO): plasma membrane; signaling receptor complex
Molecular function (GO): transmembrane receptor protein serine/threonine kinase activity; ATP binding
Source: RefSeq, a predicted model, not a curated record
AUGAUUCGUCCCGGGAAGCAGAGCUUUCAAGCGGCGUGGAUCUUCCUGUGUGUCGCCCAGCUGACUGCAGGUCUCAGGUGUGUGUGCCAGCUUUGCGCCAACCACACCUGUGAGACGACGGCAGACGGUGCCUGCUGGAACUCUGUGAUGCUGAUUGACGGGAAGGAGGAGACAGUCAAGUCCUGCCUGUCACCCUCUGAAAUGAAGGGCCAGGUCUUCUGCUACAGCUCCCGAAAUGUCUCCAAGAGGAACUGCUGCUUCACUGACUUCUGCAACAAUGAGACUCUGCACCUGCACCCAGAGAGGCCUUUGGAGGAGCCCAGCUGGGGCAGGCUGCAGCUUGCUGUGGUGAUCCUGGUGCCCUCCUGCCUGUUGUGUGUGGGGAUCCUGCUGGGUGUGUUUGUUGUGCAGGGCCACCGCUGUACCUACAGCAGAGCACACAAGCAGGACCCAGAGGAGCCUCUGGAUAACCAGAUGUUAAUGUCCCCCGACAAAUGUCUCAAAGAUCUCAUCUAUGACAUGAGCACGUCGGGCUCUGGGUCAGGUCUGCCACUGCUGGUACAGCGGACAAUAGCUCGGACUAUUGUCCUGCAGGAGACCAUUGGAAAAGGUCGAUUUGGGGAGGUGUGGCGGGGAAAGUGGCGAGGAGAGGAUGUGGCGGUGAAGAUCUUCUCCUCCAGGGAUGAGAGGUCGUGGUUUCGUGAAGCAGAGAUUUAUCAGACAAUUAUGCUCAGACAUGAGAACAUCUUGGGCUUCAUUGCUGCUGACAACAAAGAUAAUGGCUCGUGGACUCAGCUGUGGUUGGUGUCAGAGUACCAUGAGCAUGGCUCCUUGUAUGACUACCUGAACAGGUACACAGUCUCCUUGGAAGGCAUGAUUGUCCUCGCUCUGUCCAUCGCCAGUGGGCUGGCACAUCUCCACAUGGAAAUCAUUGGAACACAAGGGAAACCUGCCAUUGCUCACAGAGACCUAAAGUCUAAAAAUGUCCUGGUGAAGAAAAACGGCACGGCUGUCAUCGCAGAUUUAGGUUUGGCUGUUAAACACGACUCCAGCACCAAUGCCAUCGACAUACCAUCCAACCACAGAGUUGGAACUAAGAGGUACAUGGCCCCAGAAAUCCUGGAUGAGACAAUCAAUAUGAACAGCUUUGAGUCAUUCAAGAGGGCGGAUAUCUACUCGCUGGGCCUGGUGUUCUGGGAACUGGCCCGAAGAUGCUCUGUCAGGGGACUUCAUGAAGAUUUCCAGCUGCCUUAUUAUGACCUGGUGCCUUCUGAUCCGACCAUUGAGGAUAUGAGGAAAGUGGUGUGUGAGCAGAAACUCAGACCCAACGUUCCCAACCAGUGGCAGAGCUGUGAGGCUCUGCGUGUGAUGGGCAAACUGAUGAGAGAGUGCUGGUACGCCAACCCUGCCGCUCGACUCACAGCUCUGCGGGUCAAGAAAACCGUGUCUCACCUGUCUGUCAUCAAAGAUGUCAAAGAUUAGUUUGAUUUGUUGCCCUGCAGAUCAGCACUGGUGCUGGCACUGGUGGAGCAUGAUGGACUUAGAGUCGUUAUGGGAAGCAAACUGGGAGAAACUGUUGUCUCUAACAGCCUGAGGCUGCCCUCUACAGGACACAGCCACACUGUUCACCCUCAGAGAGCAACUGCAGGUUGUUUUUGGUGCCAAAGUAUUGUAGGGGGUGUCUGUGGCUGCUUUGCACAUAGCCACCUAAUAAAAAAAAGAACCAAACAGCUGAACUUUUGGUAGGAAGAGCCAUAUGAAAUAAGAAUAUGUAUAAUGUAUAUACAGAUUAUUUUGCUACCUCAGACAUUUAA